UAUAAAACUGUAGUUAUAAGUAGCAGGAAUAAAUUAAAAGAAAAUGUGGUAUAUACGUCAAAAAAGUGAAAAAUAAUUUUAAAUUUGAACAGCUGAAAAUUUCCGUUUAUAAAUUAUGAAAGAAGAUACAUGACUUCAGCAGACUUCUGUUUUUACGAGAAAUAAAUUUCAAAUGUAGAUCGGGAUUGUUAUAGGUAAUUCAGUUAGAUACUCGCUUUAUCCAAAUUGACGAACUGUUUGAGAUUCUCUUUUGUCAGGGUUUUUGCAAGAAAUAUAGUAAAUUGAGUUAUUGACAACUUUAUUUACGCGAAUUAAACCUAUACGACAAAAAACUUGUCAAAAUGUUGAUUGAGCGAAGAAUUAAAUGAAUUUUAGUGGCGUGCAUAUUUAAAUUUUUUAUUGCUCAAGUAACUUCGUUGAAGCCUAAAUUGAAAAUAGCUGUAAUUGGAGCCGGUGCAUCAGGUCUAGCAGCUGCAAAAAAUGCCAUCGAACAAGGACACAUAGUAGAUGUCUUCGAAAUGACUGAUAGCGUUGGAGGAAUUUGGGUAUAUUCACCCAAAAGUGGAAAAGAUGAAUUUGGUGUGAACUAUUCUCCGAUGUAUCGUGUCCUAAAGUAUGUAUAAUUUUUAAAUUUUAAGUAAGUAGAUUGCACAGUAAGCUAUUUUUUUAUAAUUUGGAUUUUACCUUGACGCAGAGCUAAUACACCCAUUUCCAUUAUGGGAUUUCGAAAUUUCGACUAUCCUCCAAACACUCUAACAUAUCCAUCCCAUAGAGAAGUUUCAGCUUUUUUGAAAUCUUACUCUGACCAUUUUAACAUAACUGAACGCGUUAAGUUUCGUCAUUUGGUUUCCUUUGUUGCUCCGAUUAAGAAUAAGUGGGAAGUUAUGGCUAGGAACUUACUUAAUAAGCAACAAAUCAGAAAGAAAACAAUAUGAUGCUGUUAUGGUUUGUACUGGUGUCUUUGAUAACCCACAAUUCCCAAAGAUCAAGGACUUUGAUAAAUAUGUUGGGAAAAAAAUGCACAGUCGUGACUAUCGUGAAGCAAAUAAAUUUACUGGAAAGAACGUUCUAGUUAUUGGGGCAGGAAGGAGUGCAAGUGACCUUGUACUUCAGAUCUCCGCCGUUGCCAAUGUUACAUCCAGCCAAUUUCCACGUCCUGGUGAAACGGCAGAAAAGCGUGCAAUACGUUUGAGUGAGUUUGGAAAUGCUGCCAUAUUCAAGGAUGGUUUGGAACGUUUCACAAAAGAUGAAGUUAUAUUUAAAGAUGGAACAAAAGCACAUUUUGAUAUGGUUAUUUUCGCAACAGGCUAUCGAUUUGCUUAUCCAUUUUUGAAUUCUGGAGCUGGCAUGGCGAUUGAGGAUCAUUAUGUUAAACCUCUCUAUAAACAAAUUUUAAACAUUAAUCAUCCAACAAUGGCUUUCAUCGGGGUGCCAAUUUUUGCAGCAAAUAACCAUAUGUUUGAUUUAGAGGCACGUUUUGCAUUGGAAUUUAUCACUGGACGAAAGAGACUGCCACCGAAAAAGGAAAUGCUUGCGAGUAUGCAAAACGAUUUUAAUUCAGCACCGGUCAAAAGCAAGCCGCAUUUCUUGGCAUUGGACCAGAAGAGGUACAACAAUGAUCUUGCCGAAACUGCCGGCAUUGAGAAUAUGAAAGAGGUUUACUCUGAUAUUUUGGCAGAUCAAGUAAGAACUUUUAAAAUGGAUCCUAUUGGUUUCCGUAAUUAUGACUAUAUCAUUCAUGAUGAUGGUAAAACAUUUGAUAAAGUUGAUAUAAGACAAAACUGAGCUAAUGUAAAAAAAAAUUUAUGAUUAAAGAUUUAAAUAAUAAAAUAUGAAGUUAAAGAAA
Contarinia nasturtii (swede midge) is the source of this 1846-nucleotide messenger RNA. RefSeq names its product senecionine N-oxygenase-like. The transcript is spliced from 6 exons. Bases 943 to 1785 code for a protein of 280 amino acids. Lineage: Eukaryota; Metazoa; Arthropoda; Insecta; Diptera; Cecidomyiidae. The record is from RefSeq and is a predicted model, not a curated record. Gene Ontology annotation, molecular function: flavin adenine dinucleotide binding; N,N-dimethylaniline monooxygenase activity; NADP binding.